Aureobasidium vineae is the source of this 930-nucleotide messenger RNA. NCBI's taxonomy places the organism in Eukaryota, Fungi, Ascomycota, Dothideomycetes, Dothideales, Saccotheciaceae. The record is from the annotation of a GenBank genome assembly.
AUGCGGUUUUUGUCUCUGUUCGGAGCCGCUGCGGCGACGUGGCUAGCUGGUGCAAAUGCUCAGGACACAUCUGAUCUCCGUACGCAUUCUUUGGUGCAGCCAUACCUCGACUCGGACCUCCAGAGCAGGUGGUGGGACUUUGGCGGCGACACCAUCAUCCGCGCCGACAAGCACAUCCGUCUCAGCUCCGACCGUCCCUCGCAAUCCGGCUGGAUCUACUCGAGAGUGCCCCUGACCGCAACCAACUGGGAGAUCGAGGUCGAGUUUGACAUCAAUGGCCAGGGCAACCUCUUCGGUGACGGUUUUGCCAUGUGGGUGACGACCGACAGAGCCCAGCAGGGUCCCGUCUUUGGCAACAAGGACAUGUUUGAGGGUUUGGGCAUCUUUUUCGACACGUACAAGAACAACAGGCCUGGUGUUGUCUUUCCCUAUGUCAUGGCUAUGCUGGGCGACGGAAAGACUGUCUACGACCAGGGCCACGAUGGCAAGGCCAACGAACUCGCUGGCUNNGCACGUGGUCUCCGUAACGCAAACAUCCCCACCAAAGCCCGCGUCACCUACUUCCAGGAGAAGUCGCUCAAGGUCGAAUUGAUGUACAAGAAGGAAGACGAAUGGACCCCCUGCUUCGACGUCCCCGGCAUCAAGCUUCCUGGCAUCACCUACCUCGGUUUCUCUGCCGAGACCGGCGAGCUAUCCGACAACCACGACAUCAUCAAGGUCGAGACCAAAAACCUGUACAGCCCGAGCGGCGCAGCAGGCACCCCCAAGGAUUACAGCAAGAGCGCAUACAGACCGAACCAGUACGCGAAGAAGGAGGGCGGUGGCUGGGGCUGGUUCUUCCUGAAGUUUGUCAUUUUCGGCCUGGUCUUGACGGGAGCCUAUGUUGGAUUUACGGUCUUGCGCGCAAACAGAAGACGAGACAGAUUUUGA